AUGCUCCCCUCCGCCGCCCGCCGCUCCCUCGCAGGCCUCAUCCCCCCAAAGAUCGCCACCCCCGGCGCCUCCUCCGGCACCACCUCUGCCCGUACCGCCCAGGUCAUCGACUUUUACUCCAAGCUCCCCAAGGGCGCCAAGCCCGCUGCUGAGAGGGCCGGUGGUAUUCGCGGCAGGUACUUUGAGGGCAAGAACGCUUCUGGCAAGCCCCUUGUUGCUGCCAUUGGUACCCUUUUCCUCCUCGGUUACACCAUCGACUACAACAUGCACCUCAAGCACCACAAGAACGGCCACCACUAG
Molecule: messenger RNA, 300 nt
Organism: Cryptococcus wingfieldii CBS 7118
Lineage: Eukaryota; Fungi; Basidiomycota; Tremellomycetes; Tremellales; Cryptococcaceae
Product: F-type H+-transporting ATPase subunit F
Exons: 4
Coding region: 1-300 (99 amino acids)
Biological process (GO): proton motive force-driven ATP synthesis
Source: RefSeq, a predicted model, not a curated record